Molecule: messenger RNA, 651 nt
Organism: Prosopis cineraria
Lineage: Eukaryota; Viridiplantae; Streptophyta; Magnoliopsida; Fabales; Fabaceae
Product: transcription factor ICE1-like
Exons: 4
Coding region: 1-378 (125 amino acids)
Biological process (GO): regulation of DNA-templated transcription
Cellular component (GO): nucleus
Molecular function (GO): DNA-binding transcription factor activity; sequence-specific DNA binding
Source: RefSeq, a predicted model, not a curated record
AUGCAUGCUGAAUCACUUGGGCAUGUUUCGAUAGUUGGAAUGAUCAAGGAUGAUGGGAGUGAUAUUCCUGAAUACAACUUUAAGGAUCUGACUGCGUACCUUGGGAUGCUUGUGCUUUCAGUGGAGGUUCGAGUGAGGGAAGGGAGAGCUGUCAACAUCCAUAUGUUUUGUGCCCGCAGGCCAGGUCUUCUUUCUGCGUUCCACCAUGAAGGCUUGGACAACCUUGGUCUAGAUGUGCAGCAGGCCGUUAUAAGCUGUUUCAAUGGCUUUGCUUUAGACGUGUUCAGAGCUGAGCAUUGCAGAGAAGGGCUUGACGUGGUCCCUGAGCAAAUCAAAGCAGUUCUGUUGGAUUCAGCCGGUUUCCAUGGUAUGAUAUGAGUGAAGUAUUUGACAAAUGCUGCUACUACUACCAGCAGAAGCACUAACUGUAGUUAGUAGUCAGUGAUUAGAAGUUACCGUACCUCAAACAGUUAGUUUGUAAAUGUGAUUGCUUCACAUGGCCAUGGAAAGGCAUGUCUAGGUCAAUAUCAACUAGGUUAGCCGACAUCUUUAGGCUAAGGACUGACCCCUGGUAUUUUUUCUCAGCCAACUUUACUGCCGGAGCAGACUAGUGUUGCUAUCUUGAAUUAUGGAAUAAAAGAUUCUUACUUA